Molecule: messenger RNA, 1242 nt
Organism: Cylindrotheca closterium
Lineage: Eukaryota; Bacillariophyta; Bacillariophyceae; Bacillariales; Bacillariaceae
Source: the annotation of a GenBank genome assembly
AUGACACAUGAGAAACAGAAAGGGCUCUUCAAGUGUUGGACGGACCAGAGAGUGGGCAUUGCUUUGCUGGCUGAAAUUAACCUUCAAUGGUCAGCAAUGCCAAGAGGACACAAGUGGUUUGAUCUGGUUAAGUUCUUCACUAAUCAGGGUCAGUGUCUUUCAUCAGGAGUUUCCAACUCCGCAUCAAUGGUGCGGAUGUUCUGCUACAUCACUCAACAAGGUCGCACGCCAUGCAAAUCAGGCGGCAAAGAUGAGACAGGGCUAGGCAGGUUCUCUUGGAUCAAGAUCUGGAGUAGGGGCAUCCGACAACAGGAUGGUCCUUUAGAUCUUGUGGUGGUCUCUGCAUAUUGUCCAAACAAGGAAGGUACCAAUGUGGGUAGUGUUUGGAACUACCAACGGAAUUACUGGCUGAGCAACGGGGUGACUAUGGAUCCCUGUGACAAGAUUACACUCGAUCUGGUGGAUCUGAUCAAACAAUUGAAAGCGGAAGGAUGUGAGGAUGUCUCCAACAACUCUCCCUUUUCCUGCCGCCAAGAGAUGUGGUCUGAAGGUCUGACCAAGGCCAUUUUACGCCAACAUCAGGGCCCUUACCCAGCAACAACCCAAAGUCGGACAAUGGAUACUCCCAUUGAUGGUAUAUUUGUGACCGACGGCGUCCGUGUAAUGGCAGGUGGAUACUUGGACUUUCAGCAGUAUUUUAAGUCGGACCACAGGGGACUCUGGAUUGACAUUGACCUGGAAGCGACUCUGGGGGCUCCACCGGUGACCUCUCCUUCGUUCCAACCAGGUCGGUUGACACUGGCUGAUGGUCGGUCGGUGGACCGCUAUAUUAAGGCUGCGGAAGCGGGCUACCGGCAUUUCCGCCUUUCCCAACGCUUGACUCAAUUAUCUGAGGAUAUUUUGGUCCAGGACGGCUACCUUACGGCGAAUCAACAAGCUCGAUUCAACACCAUUCAUCGCCAGGCCUAUGAAAUCCGCCGACGGGCUGAGCGCAACUGCCGGAAACUGGUCAGGACUAGUUCACGGAAGGUAUGGCGUUUGUUGAAGAAGAACGGGCUGAGUGAUGCAUGGAAAUUAUCAGAAGCUGACCUAGAGGCAAAGUGGUACCUUGAACAUCAAGACUACACAGAGGUCAAGCAGAAGCGUGCCCAUCAGUGGCGCCUGGAAUAUCUGGAGAACGAAUCAGCAGCGGACCAGAAAGCAAAGAAGAGCAACAUCAAAGCUCGUACCAGACGGACUUGA